Messenger RNA from Mangifera indica (mango), 4187 nucleotides. Its product is annotated as ABC transporter B family member 9-like. Gene Ontology annotation, cellular component: membrane. The record is from RefSeq and is a predicted model, not a curated record. Bases 178 to 3978 code for a protein of 1266 amino acids. Lineage: Eukaryota; Viridiplantae; Streptophyta; Magnoliopsida; Sapindales; Anacardiaceae. Gene Ontology annotation, biological process: transmembrane transport. The transcript is spliced from 13 exons. Gene Ontology annotation, molecular function: ABC-type transporter activity; ATP binding; ATP hydrolysis activity.
CAUGCAUCUUUGUAUGUAAAUAUAGCCAUCCGUUUCUCUAUAUAUAUAUACACAUGUAUACUUACACUCCAACAUCAUCUCAUCUCCUCUUGGUUACGUAACAUAAACCCUAUUUCACUAUUUACUAUUAUUAGCAAGACGCCUCGAUCCGUCUCCCUUUCUGAGAGGUGAGGAACAAUGAAGGAAAAUGGAGAAUCGUCGAAUGGUAAUGGGAAGAAGAAGAAAGGAUCGGAGGAGAAGGUGGCAUUCUAUAAGCUGUUUGCGUUUGCUGAUACAAAGGAUGUCAUUUUGAUGGUGGUGGGAACGAUUGGUGCUAUUGCUAAUGGACUCUCGCAGCCGCUCAUCACCAUUAUUUUCGGCCAGCUCGUCGACUCAUUCGGCUCCAGUAAUCCUUCCAAUGUUAUUGAUGAAGUUUCAAAGGUAGCAGUGAAGUUUUUGUAUUUGGCUGUGGGCACAGGCGUAGCUGCAUUUUUACAGGUGUCAUGUUGGAUGGUGACCGGAGAGAGGCAGGCGGCGAGAAUUCGAGGCCUUUACUUGAAAACAAUAUUGAGACAAGACAUUGCCUUCUUUGACACUGAAACAACAACAGGAGAAGUCAUUGGAAGAAUGUCUGGAGACACAAUCCUUAUUCAAGAUGCCAUGGGAGAAAAGGUGGGGAAGUUUAUUCAGCUUAUGUCAACAUUUUUCGGAGGCUUUGUAAUUGCUUUUAUCAAAGGAUGGCUUCUUUCUCUAGUUUUGCUCUCAUGCAUUCCUGCUGUAGUAAUUGUUGGCGGAAUCAUGUCGAUGAUGAUAGCGAAAAUGUCAAGCCGCGGACAAAUUGCCUAUGCAGAUGCGGGAAAUGUUGUGGAGCAGACGGUUGGAGCCAUUAGAACAGUUGCAUCCUUCACUGGGGAGAAGCGGGCAAUAGAGAAGUAUAACAGCAAACUCGAAGAUGCUUAUGCCACUACAGCACAUCAGGGACUGGCCUCAGGCAUAGGACUUGGCUUACUCAUGCUCAUUAUCUUUGGAACUUAUGGACUUGCCGUAUGGUAUGGGUCCAAACUGAUCAUUGAGAAAGGAUAUAGUGGAGGAACUGUAAUUACUAUCAUAUUUACAAUCAUGACCGGAGGAAUAUCAUUGGGGCAAACAUCCCCCAGUGUGAAUGCCUUUGCAGCAGGGCAAGCUGCUGCAUAUAAGAUGUUUGAAACAAUAAAACGCAAACCAAGCAUCGAUGCAUACGACACCAGUGGGAUGAUCUUGGAGAACAUUGAGGGUGAUAUUGAACUAAAAGAUGUUUAUUUUAGAUACCCUGCCAGACCAGAAGUGCAGAUCUUUUCGGGCUUCUCAUUGCAUGUUCCAAGCGGUACAACAGCAGCUUUAGUGGGGCAAAGUGGAAGCGGCAAGUCAACAGUCAUCAGCCUUCUGGAGAGAUUCUAUGAUCCUGAAGCUGGCGAAGUAUUUAUAGAUGGUAUUAAUAUAAAGAAGUUGCAGCUCAGCUGGAUAAGAGAGAAGAUUGGUCUAGUUAGUCAGGAACCUAUUCUAUUUGCAACCAGUAUAAAAGAGAACAUAGCAUAUGGGAAAGAAAAUGCAACUGAUCAAGAGAUAAGAACAGCAAUUCAGCUCUCUAAUGCUGCAAAAUUUAUUGACAAGCUGCCCCAGGGGCUUGACACAAUGGUGGGUGAGCAUGGAACUCAGCUAUCUGGUGGACAAAAGCAAAGGAUUGCAAUUGCAAGGGCCAUUUUAAAGAAUCCAAAAAUUCUUCUUCUUGAUGAGGCUACAAGUGCACUGGAUGCUGAGUCUGAACACAUUGUCCAAGAUGCUUUGGAUAAAGUUAUGACAAAUCGGACAACUGUGGUAGUUGCACAUCGUUUGACAACUAUUAGAAAUGCUGACAUGAUUGCAGUGGUACAUCAAGGGAAGAUUGUGGAGAAAGGAACUCAUGAAGAUUUGAUCCAAGAUCCUGAGGGGGCUUACUCUCAGCUGAUUCGCCUGCAAGAAGGAGCCAAAGAUGGUGAAGAUCCUCGAAUCACUGAUGCAGAUAAGUCAAAAACAAGUUUUGAUAUUACAGACAAGGCGAUGUCACGGUCUGGAAGCCAUACAAUUUCUAUGAGAAGAUCGGUGAGCAGAGGUUCAUCAGGUAGCCAACACUCCUUUGGUUUUACCUAUGGUCUUCCUGGCCCUGUUGAUGUGUAUGAGACCAAUGACGAUGUGGAAGGGAGAACUGAAAAGGUGAAUGAGAAGCAACAGAAAGUUUCAAUCCGAAGACUGGCCUAUUUGAACAAACCUGAGAUUCCAGUUUUGUUGAUUGGAUCAGCAGGUGCAAUAGUACAUGGUGUAAUCUUUCCCGUAUUUGGUCUUUUACUCUCAUCAUCCAUUAAGAUGUUCUAUGAACCCCCACAUGAGCUAAGGAAACAUUCCAGGUUUUGGGCAAUUCUGUAUGUGGGUUUAGGAUUUAUUACUCUGCUAGCUGUGCCCUUACAAAAUUACUUCUUUGGAGUUGCUGGAGGUAAACUGAUUCAACGAAUCCGUGCCUUGACGUUUGAGAAAGUUGUGCAUCAGCAAAUCAGCUGGUUUGAUGAUCCUGCAAAUUCAAGUGGUGCGAUUGGUGCAAGGUUAUCGACCGAUGCCUCUCAAGUUCGUAGCAUAGUUGGGGAUGCAUUAGCCCUAAUUGUUCAGAACAUAGCCACAAUCACAGCAGGGCUUGUCAUAGCCUUUAUUGCUAACUGGAUGUUGGCUCUUAUUAUUUUAGCAGUAUCUCCAUUGAUUUUAAUGCAAGGAUUCCUUCAAACAAAGUUUCUCAAGGGCUUCAGUGCAGACGCGAAGCUGAUGUAUGAGGAAGCCAGUCAAGUGGCCAAUGAUGCAGUUGGGAGUAUCAGAACUGUUGCCUCAUUCUGUGCAGAAAAGAAGGUAAUGGAUUUGUACCAAAAGAAAUGCAAUGCCCCCAUGAAACAGGGAGUCCACCUAGGACUUGUAAGCGGUGGAGGAUUCGGCUUUUCUUUCUUUGCACUCUACUGCACAAAUGCCUUCUGCUUCUACAUCGGAUCGGUACUUGUGGACCACGGAAAAGCAACAUUUGGGGAAGUCUUCAAGGUUUUCUUCGCAUUGACAAUUUCAGCCAUUGGUAUCUCUCAAUCCAGUGCUUUGGCUCCGGACAGAGCCAAAGCCAAGGAUUCAGCAGCUUCUAUAUAUGAAAUUCUUGACAGCAAGCCUAAAAUUGACUCAAGCAGCAGUGAGGGCUUGACACCCACAAGUGUACAUGGUGAUAUUGAACUCCAACACGUCAGUUUCAAAUAUCCAACAAGGCCAGAUGUUCAAAUAUUCAGAGAUUUGUCCUUGAGCAUCCCUUCUGGAAAGACUGUUGCCCUUGUUGGAGAGAGUGGCAGUGGAAAGUCAACUGUAAUAAGCCUUAUAGAGAGAUUUUAUGAUCCUGAUUCUGGCUGUGUAUUGCUGGACAAUAUCGAUAUCAAGAAGGUGAAAAUAAGUUGGUUGAGGCAACAAAUGGGGUUGGUGAGUCAAGAGCCAAUACUUUUCAAUGAAACCAUCCGUGCGAACAUAGCCUAUGGCAAACUUGGAGAUGCUACUGAAGACGAGAUCAUUGCAGCAACAAAAGCAGCAAAUGCCCACAACUUCAUCGCUGCAUUGCCAAAUGGCUAUGACACCAAUGUAGGCGAAAGAGGAGUGCAACUUUCAGGAGGGCAGAAGCAAAGGAUCGCCAUCGCAAGAGCUAUAUUAAAGAAUCCCAAAAUUCUUCUACUGGAUGAGGCGACCAGUGCAUUGGACGCUGAAUCAGAACGCGUGGUACAAGAUGCAUUAGACAGUGUGAUGGUUAAUAGAACAACUGUAGUUGUUGCUCAUCGUCUCACAACGAUUAAAAACGCAGACAUAAUUGCAGUAGUGAAAAAUGGUGCGAUUGCAGAGAAAGGGAGGCACGAGUCACUGAUGAAAAUCACUGAUGGGGCUUAUGCAUCUUUGGUGGCACUUCACAUGAGUGCUACAUAAACUAUAUGAACAGUUUAAUCGACUUGUUCAAGACUAAUUACUUUUUCACAGAGGAUUUAAUUGUCUAGCUGGAGGCCUCUUUAUAAGUGUCGAAUUUAUGGUUCAGUCAUAGUUUUUGGACAUUACAAACUAAGACAACUAGUUCAAUUGAAAAUGACUUGAACUAAACUAAUGAGUUUUUAUAAAAGUGUUAGAUAUGUUAAAUUUAA